AUGCCGGCGGAGGGACAACCAUCCCGGCAAGCCGGGUCAGUUGCGAAAAGACGGAAGAUAAGUCUAGCCUGCGAAGCCUGUCGCACUCGCAAGGCACGAUGCAAUGGAGCCAAGCCACAAUGCGGGAACUGCGUCCAGCGACAUGAACGAUGUGUGUAUAAGCGGACCAGCGCACAUCUCGCCGAUACCAACGAGUACAUUGAUUCGCUGUUGAAUCGGGUUGCGGACCUAGAGGGUGAAAUUCAGCAGUCGAGAGAUGCCCUAUCGGCGGCCUCAGCGAUGCAGUUGCUGGGCCAAAGUCAACCUGGAACUCCUUCCGCGGGUCUAGGCCCAAUUCUGGCGAGCGAUGGCCGUCGUCGCGAGAGCCACGAGGCGCUCCUUUUGGCGGCUGCAGACACUCACCAGGAUCCGAAAUCGAUCUCCCCAACUAAUUGUAUCGUCGACAUCUCCAGUCCAGUGGAUGGAAUGGGUGGAAACGCCAGUAGUGUGGAUUUGCCCGACAUGGAUGAGAAAUUUUACGGCAGCUCCUCCUCCAUGUCAUUUAUGAAGCAAUUCUAUAAUAUGAUCUUGCGUAACGGCGAUACUGCCGCUGCGCCGCAAACCGAAGUCAGCGGCUGCAGAACGACAGUAAACGAACCUCAACAGAAUAGCGGCUCAUUACCAAGGCCGUGCUUUGGCGGUCCGGAGAGCUUUUCUUUAAUGCCCCGGGUUUUGACCGACUACCUUUUGGACCUGUACUGGAAUCGGUCACAUCAUGUAUAUCCAUUCUUGCAUCGGGCGACGUUCAUGGCAGCAUAUGAGCAGCUCUGGGCCCCUGCCUCUACUCAAAGCAUACCGCAGCGACCCCGUCUUGGACUUGGUGGAUCAGACCAGUGCGGAUAUACAUCAUCAGUAUUUCACUGCGCACUCAAUGCGAUGAUGAUACUGGGAGUACAGUUUUCUGACCUGCCGCUGGCGCAAAGGAAUAGUCUGGUCGCGACCCUGACAUUGAAAUGCAAAAGCCAGUUCGAUCUCGACCUCUUUGACGACGGAAGUAUUCACGUCAUCCAGACCCUCUUGCUACUGGUCCAAAUCUUCCAGUUCACGACGUUCCCCACUCGAUGUUGGAGUACCAUGGGGGCAGCGUGCCGACUUGCCCAAGGUCUGGGCCUCCACCUCCCCGACGGGCAGCUGCAUGGCCAUUUCGAACCUGUUGAGAUUGAGUUAAGGAAGAGGAUCUGGCAUGCCUGCGCGAUGCUAGACAUGAUCGUGAGCAUGACACUCGGGCGGCCCGCCAUGUUACAUCAGAGCUCAGGGGUCGCAUUGCCAACCGCAAUUGAUGACGAGUAUCUCGACCGGAACCAACCGCAGCCGCUAGAUCAAGUCUCAUAUAUGGAAUUCUUUGUCGAAUCGAUCAAGCUGGACACCACUCUAAGCAAGAUAUUGUCUCGAAUAUAUGGCCAGGAGACCGACCGGUUAGACACCCUAUGCGGGUACGGAAGCUUCGAUCUGCUCAUUGAGCUUGACAGAGAGCUUGCCAAGUUUGCGGACCAAGUACCAGAGACUCUCAAGUGGACGUAUGAAGAUGGGGAAUUUCUCCGUCGUAGCCCACCACUGGGACAACAAACCAACAUCCUGCAUGCGAGACACCUCCAUCUUCGCAUCCUCCUGUUCCGACCAAGUUUGACUCAAUUCUGCCGACUGAAUUCUUCGUCCGCGCGGUUCACAUCAUCAAAGAAGGACCGGAGCAAUGCCUCGCCAGCAUCAUCUCUGGCGACAUCUUUCGCUCAAUGUUCGUCUCUGACCUGCGUGAGAAGCGCAAUUGACCUUAUCGACAUGACCGAACGGCAAGCCGCGACCAAUGAAUCCGGAGCAUGGUGGUAUAGCAUGUUCUACAUCCGGACCGCCGCAAUGGUCAUCCUCCUUGCGGAUGUCUGUGCUCCAGUGCGUGAGUCCAUUGGGAGCGCCACGUUGGCUUCGUCCUGGCAGAAAUGUCGAACCACCCUUCGUUAUAAGCUGCCUCAGGAGACGUUGGUGCAGACGUGUUUGCAGACGUUGGAGAAAAUGCACGAACAAGUGCUCACCCUUCGCUCGAUAUCGAACCCUGCGGAUCUUGGACUGGGGAGUGGAAUCGGCAUUGGCCAUGGCCAAGUAUCGACAGAGCAACAAGAGGGACAUUAUGCUCCUGCUGAACAUCCAAAGCGUCAGUGGAGCGUGUUUCAACAGCCGCCGCGUCCAGUUAGGGUAAGAGACUUCGGUCAGAGCGAAGAUCCGAUGCUUCGACAGGACGAUCUGCGCCCAACUUUGCGUCUCGUUGAUGAUUGCCGGCACGAUUUCCGUGGCGGUGCAGCCGUUACCGAGACGACGACAUCUUUCCCUCACAGGGCGAUGCUGCCGCUCGCCAGUGUUCAGGUCACCCGCGAGGAUGCGCCGUCUCGAGGUUUCCCCUUGCCAUGUACAUGCUGCAUCGCAAGUUCGUUAGGAGCUGAGCUGCCUCUGAAGUCUAUCUUCCUUUUUGAGGCGUUCUCGAAUUCCACUGAUUCCGCUUCCAUAUCCGCGGGAUCGGCCCGAACUUUCACGAACUCUACUGGGAUCGACCCGGACUUUCAAGGUUUAGGACUUGACGGUACCGACGUAAUGAUUGAUGCAAGGACUGAGGCUCAGAACAUAAUUUUGACUCUUGUUUCGAUCAUUUCAUAUAGGAAUAACCGCAUUUCUAUUCCAACUGAGUGGGGUUGUGGUGGAAUAUUUUCGGUGACGGGGUGAAAAUGGAUUAAUAUCCCGAAUGGGGACAAUAUGCAACGAACGAAACAAGCGUGCCAUCGAAUGCGAUACCCAUCAUGUAAAAUUAAGCUUGCUCCGGUGAUAAGUUUUCCGUGUUCAGUAUCAUAGAAUAGCCAUUCUUGGGGUUGUGUUAGUACACGCGGGAUGAUUCCGGUGAGAGACAUUAGGAUUCCCCCUAUCCUCCGGAAGCCUCCAUGAACAAUACAAGCU
Molecule: messenger RNA, 2973 nt
Organism: Eremomyces bilateralis CBS 781.70
Lineage: Eukaryota; Fungi; Ascomycota; Dothideomycetes; Eremomycetales; Eremomycetaceae
Exons: 4
Coding region: 1-2745 (914 amino acids)
Biological process (GO): positive regulation of transcription from RNA polymerase II promoter by galactose; DNA-templated transcription
Cellular component (GO): nucleus
Molecular function (GO): DNA-binding transcription factor activity, RNA polymerase II-specific; RNA polymerase II cis-regulatory region sequence-specific DNA binding; zinc ion binding
Source: RefSeq, a predicted model, not a curated record